Musa acuminata subsp. malaccensis (wild Malaysian banana) is the source of this 2053-nucleotide messenger RNA. Lineage: Eukaryota; Viridiplantae; Streptophyta; Magnoliopsida; Zingiberales; Musaceae. The record is from RefSeq and is a predicted model, not a curated record.
CCUCCUCCGCCGCUCGCUGCCUUUCGUUCGUAUCUCUCCGUCUUCUCCGGUGUUUCUUCUAAGGGAGCAGGAGGAAGGAGGCAGGAGAUGGGGGACGACUCGCAGAAGGUGAAGCGUGUUCCCCACCUACCGUGGAUGAGAAACCCCGUUGACAUCGACCAAUUCGAGGAGCGCCCUCUCGGUUUCCUCCCAUCCCUUGAUCCAAGAUUGAAGGAGGCUUUGCAGAAAAUGGGUAUACAGUCACUUUUUCCUGUCCAAGUAGCAGUUUGGCAGGAAACAAUUGGACCUGGUGCAUUUGAGCGAGACAUUUGUGUAAACUCUCCGACAGGGAGUGGCAAGACACUUGCUUAUGCUUUACCAAUUGUACAAAUGCUUGCGCAUAGGAAGAUUAGAUGUUUGCGUGCUUUGGUAGUUUUACCUACUCGGGACUUGGCCUUACAGGUUAAAGAGGUGUUUUCUGCCAUUGCACCUGCUGUGGGUUUACGUGUUGGCUUAGCAGUUGGGCAGUCAUCAAUUGCAGAUGAAAUUUCGGAGCUCAUUGAGAGACCUAAGCUUGGAUCAUGUUCCCCUUUUGAUCCAGAAGAUGUAUACAUGGAGCUACAGACUGCAGUCGACAUAUUGGUGGCUACUCCAGGAAGGCUAAUGGAUCAUAUUAACAUGACAAAGGGUUUUAGUCUGGAACAUCUAUGUUAUCUGGUAGUUGAUGAAACAGAUAGAUUGCUUAGAGAGGCAUAUCAGUCCUGGUUGCCAAAUGUGAUUCAGCUUACUCAGUCAAAUGAUCAAACAUGUCAUGCAACGAGCAUUCAUGUUAUUCCUGGUUCAUUGACCACUAUUAGAAGAUGUGGUGUUGAAAAGGGUUUUAAAGGUAAAGUUUACCCAAGGUUUGUAAAGAUGAUUCUAUCUGCUACACUGACUCAAGAUCCUAGCAAGAUUUCUCAACUCGAUUUACAUCAUCCUUUAUUGCUGACAAGUGGUGAUAAGCGCUACAAACUACCUAAAAGACUGGAAUCGUUUAAACUGGUUUGCAGAUCAAAACUGAAGCCACUCUACUUGGUUGCUCUUCUGCAAACUUUGGGAGCGGAGAAGUCAAUAGUUUUUACAUCAUCAGUCGAGUCAACUCACAGGCUAAGCACAUUACUAAAAUUCUUUGGUGAAUUACCAUUUAAAAUCAGUGAAUAUUCACGUCGUCAGUGUCAGCCUGUACGAAGCAAGAAACUGAAGGCCUUCAGGGAAGGAAAAACACAAGUGCUCAUUGCAACAGAUGCAAUGACACGAGGAAUGGAUGUUGAAGGAAUUAGAAAUGUCAUAAAUUAUGAUAUGCCAGCUUUUGUUAAGACAUAUAUUCAUCGAGCAGGUCGCACUGCAAGGGCAGGUCAAUCUGGCCGUUGCUUUACAUUAAUGAGAAAAGAUGAGGUUAAGCGCUUCAACAAGUUGCUUGAGAAGGCUGACAAUAAUUCCUGUAUUAUCCACUCUUUACCUACCGACUCUGUAGAAAGCCUUCGUCCUCUUUAUUCUUCUGCUCUGGAGAAGCUGAAAGAGCAUGAACAAUCAUGGACAGCAAGAAAAUCAAGAAUCAGUUUCAAGUCGGUUAGAGCAAGUAAGAGAAAGAUAGUGCAGAAGAAAUGAAGGAAUGAUGUAUUUUCAAGGUGGAGAUCCCUUAUGAGAUUUGUCUGAUAAUCCCAACUAAUAUCAUGGUUGUUUGAUAGUCUGCUCUUCUGGCCACUAUCAAGUCAGGAAGUCUACUUAUCAAGUCACAGAGUCCAGAUGGAAACACGGGAGGGAUCGACGAAUCGCAUGCCAUCUCCAAUGAGAUGCUAAUUACACGGCUUGAGCUAAAACAAUUAUUCAAGAAUGUACAAGUUACUUGAUAAAGCCAUCUUCUCCAUGUUGUAGUAGUGAGUUCCGUUUUUGGUAUUAGCUAGUUAGUUCAUUGCUUAUUCUAUUUCCUCUUAUCGUUGUUGGUCAAUCGCAUCUCGAUCUUGUGGUAAAAGAUUAAUAUUUUCAGGUCCAACCGUGAAGGUUUGCAAUAUAAAAGAUCGCAUUAUUAGAGAAA